UGUUUCGGAGGAGGUAAGAUAACAACAAUCAUGGCGUCGAUAGCUCGCUGUCUGCUCAGAACGGGACAAACUACCGCAAAAGUUGUUAGCAGAGAAUACCUCAACAAUGCCAGGUCCCUGUCCAGUUUGGCAGAUCUCCCAGAAACACACAGCAUGCUGCAGAAAAGUUGCAGGGAUUUUGUUGAUAAUGAAUUGAUGCCCAUUGCUGCAAAGUUAGACAAAGAACACUUAUAUCCAAAAGAUAUAAUAAAGAAGAUGGGGGAGCUGGGAUUGAUGGCGGUUGAUGUCCCCCAUGAGGAGGGAGGGACAGGACUGGACUAUCUAGCCUACGCCAUUGCUAUGGAGGAAAUCAGCAGGGGAUGUGCUUCUACAGGGUGUAUCAUGAGUGUCAAUAAUUCCCUUUACCUUGGACCAAUAAAUAAGUGGGCCACAGCAGCACAAAAAGAAGUUUUUCAGGAGCCUUUUUUACACGGAGACAGAGUAGGGUGUUUUGGUUUAAGUGAACCAGGUAAUGGCAGUGAUGCCGGGGCAGCGUCUACGACGGCUCGCCUGGACGGAGACUCCUGGGUGUUAAACGGAACCAAGGCUUGGAUCACGAAUGGUUAUGAGGCAGAGGCAGCCGUGGUCUUUGCAACCACAGAUAAAAGUAAGAAACACAAGGGAAUCAGUGCCUUCCUCAUACCUAAGCCCGUCCCCGGACUCUCCCUGGGUAAGAAGGAGGAUAAGCUAGGGAUCAAGGCUACCUCCACUUGUUACCUCAUCUUUGAAGACUGCAGGAUUCCACGGGAAAAUCUUCUGGGGGAAGAAGGAUUUGGGUUCAAAAUUGCCAUGCAAACUUUGGAUGCUGGCAGAAUCGGUAUUGCAGGCCAGGGUUUGGGGAUAGCCCAGGCUGCAUUUGAAUGUGCUAUAGAUUAUGCUCAGAAGAGAAUGGCUUUUGGAAACCCUAUUUCAAAGAUGCAGACAGUUCAGUCCAAGCUGGCAGACAUGGCUCUUCAGAUCGAGAGUUCCCGACUCCUAACAUACAAGGCAGCACUUCUGAAAGAUGCUGGAAAACCAUUCUCUAAAGAGGCAGCUAUGGCCAAACUGGCAGCGUCAGAGGCUGCUACAUUCUGUAGUCACCAG
Messenger RNA from Saccostrea cuccullata (small rock oyster), 1122 nucleotides. Its product is annotated as short-chain specific acyl-CoA dehydrogenase, mitochondrial-like. Gene Ontology annotation, biological process: butyrate catabolic process; fatty acid beta-oxidation using acyl-CoA dehydrogenase. Lineage: Eukaryota; Metazoa; Mollusca; Bivalvia; Ostreida; Ostreidae. Gene Ontology annotation, molecular function: flavin adenine dinucleotide binding. The transcript has 11 exons. The annotation marks the transcript as partial. Gene Ontology annotation, cellular component: mitochondrion. The record is from RefSeq and is a predicted model, not a curated record.